Messenger RNA from Esox lucius (northern pike), 2341 nucleotides. RefSeq names its product basic salivary proline-rich protein 1-like. The record is from RefSeq and is a predicted model, not a curated record. NCBI's taxonomy places the organism in Eukaryota, Metazoa, Chordata, Actinopteri, Esociformes, Esocidae. The transcript has 5 exons. The coding region runs from base 141 to 2030 and encodes 629 amino acids.
UCUGUUUUCAGUACCUCACAAAAGGAAAAGAUACAGCUCAAUCAGCAGGGUUGUUUUCCACUAUACUCUUAUUAAUUUCUUAACCAAGCAACAGCGUGUAUCUCUCCCAAGCCUUGUAAAACGGAGCUUCCAGAGACAACAUGAAGCUGGAGCUGCUGGUGGUGUUGGCUGUAGCAGCCUUGGUUCCCAGUCUGGCUGAGGGGCGGCUCGUCUCUAAAUGUGAGCUGGAGACCAAAUUGGCAGAGGCUGCUGAUCAGUUCAACCUAACAGAGAAAAUCAUGGCAAAGGGCUUCAAGCUGGUGGAUAUCUUGGCCAAAAUUAUCUGCAGUUUGGACCUAAAGUCUGGCUUGAACACAAGCCUUGUGACCAACAUUGUUCUGGCCGAAGCUGUUCAGCAUAACACCCCAUUGCAAAACAUUAAUUUGAGAAAAGCUAGACAUGUUCAGGCAAAGGGAGAAGAGCGCAGGCCUAUAACAACUGAGAGGCCAGAGAAAAUUAGUAAGUCAAAGCAGAAGCCACAGCCUAAGGGAAAAUCUUGGGAAAAUAAACCAAAACAUCCAGCUAGAGAUGCUCAGGCAAUGGAAAAUGAAGUGAACCCUAAACCCACAGGGAAGCCUAAGGUAGUGAGCCCAAAACCUACAGGGAAGUCUGAGGUAGUGACCCCAAAACCUACAGCUAAGCCUGAGGUAGUGAAACCAAUAUCUACAGGGAAGUCUGAGGUAGUUAACCCAAAAUCUAUUGGGAUCCCUAAGGUAUUGAACCCAAAACCUACAGGGAAGUCUGAGGUAGUGACCCCAAAACCUACAGGGAAGUCUGAGGUAGUGACCCCAAAACCUACAGGGAAGUCUGAGGUAGUGACCCCAAAACCUACAGGGAAGUCUGAGGUAGUGACCCCAAAACAUACAGCUAAGCCUGAGGUAGUGAAACCAAUAUCUACAGGGAAGUCUGAGGUAGUUAACCCAAAAUCUAUAGGGAUCCCUAAGGUAUUGAACCCAAAACCUACAGAAAAGCCUAAGGUAGUGUCCCCAAAAACUACAGGGAAUCCCUGGGUAGUGAACCCAAAAUCUACUGGGAAGCCUAAGGUAGUGUCCCCAAAAACUACAGGGAAGCCUAGGUUAGUGGACCCAAAACCUACUGGAAAGCUUGAGGUAGUGAAAUCUAAACCUAUAGGGAAGCCUGAGGUAGUGCCCUCAAAACGUACAGGAAAGCCUGACGUAGUGCCCCCAAAAUCUACAGGGAAGCCUGAGGUAAUGCCCCUAAAACAUACAGGGAUGCUCAGGGUAGUGAACCCAAAACCUACAGGGAAGCCUGAGGUAGUACCCCCAAAAUCUACAGGGACGCAUGAGGUAGUGCCCCCAAAAUCUAAAGGGAAGCAUGAGGGAGUGCCCACAAAAUCUGCAGGGAAGCCCCAGGUAGUGAACCCAAAACCUACAGGAAAGUCUAAGGUAAUGCCCCUAAAACAUAGAGGGAUGUUCAAGGUAGUGAACCCAAAACCUACAGGGAAGUCCCAGGUAGUGAACCCAAAACCUACAGGGAAGCAUGAGAUAAUUAACCCAGAACCUACAGAAAAGCCACAGGUAGUGAACUUAAAACAUAAAUUGAAGCCUGAGGGAGUGACUCCAAAACCUACAGGGAAGCCUAAAGGAGGAAAGAAGAGUGAGGCCGGGGAGUCAGCUGAUUAUAAAGAGGAACAGGUUUUUGGCAGUAGGGAGGAAUUUUUGGAUUGUGUAAAGGAAGAAGAACAAGACAUACCAUUCGUGCCAGUCAAGCCACUGCAUAUUAAAUUAUUCGGGCUCUUCCAGCUGAGUGAUCACCUCACCUGCAUCUCGUCCAACACCACUUACUCUCUCAAUCUCUGUAACACAACGUGCAGCUCCUUUCUUGAUGAAGACAUCAGUGAUGACAUUGCCUGCUUUGCAAAGUCUCGUGCUUGGAUGAAAGCUAUGAAGUUCCCAUGGAAAUGUGCCAAAUUACAAUCCUCUGUGUACUUUCAGUGUAACCAGCCACUUAGCAACACUACAAGUAUUUAGGGACCAACAACGUUACAGGCAUAUGUCCUUCUGUCUCUCAACUCUUACCUUACGUUCUACCUAGAAAAUAUGUUACUGUCCAUCUGCUCUAGGGGGCGUGCUAGGAAUGUUUUGAGCUCCUUAUCUCAGAUGGUGCCUUUAACAAAGUACCUUUAACAGACAUGAGGUAAAAACAUCCUAUCCUCCUUCAAUCCUCUACCCAACUACUAGGAGAGAACGGUGAAAAUGUUUUAUUUGAUGCAUUAGUAACAACAUUUGCUAAGAAAAAAAGCUUCUGUUUUUCCAUAUAUGAAAUAAAAUAUUCCUUAAAA